Ipomoea triloba (trilobed morning glory) is the source of this 1677-nucleotide messenger RNA. Its product is annotated as diaminopimelate decarboxylase 1, chloroplastic-like. Bases 56 to 1498 code for a protein of 480 amino acids. The record is from RefSeq and is a predicted model, not a curated record. NCBI's taxonomy places the organism in Eukaryota, Viridiplantae, Streptophyta, Magnoliopsida, Solanales, Convolvulaceae. Gene Ontology annotation, molecular function: diaminopimelate decarboxylase activity. The transcript is spliced from 8 exons. Gene Ontology annotation, cellular component: chloroplast.
UCCUCAAUAAUGCACACUUGAAGCUCAGCUCCCAAACCUUCACUCUGCUCCAUCAAUGGCGGCUGCGCACCUUGUCUCUCACUCCCUGUCGCUUCCUAAGUCCCUAAAGCACACUUCAAAUGCAACUCCCAAACAUUUCUCCCUGAAACCAAUUUGCCCACCCAAGCUCAUUUCUAGAACCCGGAUCACAAGGGCAGUUAUUUCCACCUCAGAGCAAAAGACCCAGAAGUUUCAGCACUGCUUUUCAAAAUCAGAAGAUGGGUUCCUGUACUGCGAGGGAGUCAAGGUUCAGGAUGUUAUGGAAUCAGUUGAAAAAAGACCAUUUUAUCUUUAUAGCAAGGCCCAAAUCACUCGAAACGUUGAGGCUUAUAGGGAAGCUUUAGAGGGAUUGAAUUCUAUCAUUGGUUAUGCGAUUAAGGCCAAUAAUAAUCUUAAGAUUUUGGAACACUUGAGGAAGCUGGGUUGUGGGGCUGUCUUGGUUAGCGGUAAUGAGCUCAAGUUGGCCCUCCAUGCUGGUUUUGAUCCUACCAGGUGUAUCUUUAAUGGAAAUGGAAAAGUCUUGGAGGAUCUAGUGCUAGCUGCCCAAGCGGGCGUUUUUGUAAACAUUGACAGUGAAUUCGAUUUAGAAAACAUUAUUGAAGCUUCAAGAAUUGCUGGGAAGAAGGUUAAUGUGCUUCUGAGAAUUAACCCAGAUGUGGACCCCCAGGUUCAUCCCUAUGUUGCCACUGGGAAUAAGAACUCCAAAUUUGGUAUCAGAAACGAAAAGCUGCAAUGGUUUCUGGAUGCCGUAAAGGCACACCCAAAGGAACUGAAGCUUGUUGGAGCUCACUGCCAUCUUGGAUCUACAAUAACCAAAGUAGACAUUUUCAGAGAUGCUGCAGUUUUGAUGGUUGCCUACAUCGACCAAAUCCGAGCUCAGGGAUUUGAAAUUGAUUUCUUGAAUAUUGGAGGUGGGCUGGGGAUUGAUUAUUAUCAUUCUGGAGCCAUCCUUCCCUCACCUAGAGAUCUAAUUGAUACAGUUCGGGAAUUGGUUGUAUCACGAAACCUCAAUCUCAUCAUUGAACCGGGAAGAUCACUUAUUGCUAAUACGUGCUGCUUGGUCAACCAUGUCACUGGAGUUAAAACCAAUGGCACAAAAAAUUUCAUUGUAAUUGAUGGUAGCAUGUCAGAACUUAUACGUCCAAGUCUCUAUGAUGCUUACCAGCACAUAGAGCUUGUUUCUCCUACACCCUCAGAUUCCGAGGUUUCUACUUUUGAUGUUGUGGGUCCCGUAUGUGAGUCUGCAGAUUUCUUGGGAAAGAAUAGAGAACUUCCCACCCCUCCUAGGGGUUCUGGCUUGGUAGUCCAUGAUGCGGGUGCCUAUUGCAUGAGUAUGGCAUCAACCUACAAUCUAAAGAUGCGCCCCCCUGAAUAUUGGGUUGAAGAGGAUGGAAAUGUGGCGAAAAUCAGGCACGCAGAAACAUUCGAUGACCACCUGAGAUUCUUCGAGGGGCUUUAAUCCAGGGUUGUUUCAGCAGUUUCCUUUCUGUGGUUGAUCUCUUUAUUCUGUACCAAACUAUUGUACUUUGUUUUUGAGACCCCAAUUCUUGUUCAAUAUGUUGAAUUUUAUAUUUGUAUUAAUAAUAUCACGCCGUCGGCCUUUUCGUUAAAUGGAAGGGGCGGAUAUAUCUUAGCAAA